Messenger RNA from Spea bombifrons (plains spadefoot toad), 1894 nucleotides. It is a transcript of the gene SERPING1, whose product is annotated as serpin family G member 1. Bases 155 to 1738 code for a protein of 527 amino acids. Gene Ontology annotation, molecular function: serine-type endopeptidase inhibitor activity. Gene Ontology annotation, biological process: negative regulation of endopeptidase activity. The record is from RefSeq and is a predicted model, not a curated record. The transcript has 9 exons. Lineage: Eukaryota; Metazoa; Chordata; Amphibia; Anura; Pelobatidae.
UUAUUUACUCAAUAUGACAUUGCAGAUAACACAAGCACAGGCAGCAGCAAGAGGCGAGCACUGAAAUUGUGUAAAAUCUGGUGAUAACAAGCCUAAAGCGAUAUCAAGAAGCAAGGGGAUAUUCAAAUUUCUGAAGUGACCAGUGACCUCUAAUAUGCAAUUAUUCAACUUUGCACUGUGCCUUACCCUCAUUCUUGCACCUAUAGUCCCAGCAGAAGAAGAACAUGAUCAUGAACCAAAAGUAUUCACGGAGCAGCCUCACAAGGAAACCAGAACUCCACAAUGUUCUGUUCCUACAAAUCACCUUCUAAAUAAAGGCACAGAAGCAAAAGACACUGUUCUUUUUGAGCCUCAAGAAACAGAAUCCGCUACACAGAAAAGUAAAGGUGUAGCUGUGGUGACAAAUGGAUCUUAUCAAGAGGCAGAUGACAAAGAGGCAAAUAAAACUGAUGCAGAGAUACUGGUGAUAGACAGGGAAAUAAGCACAGAGAUAGAAACAUUAAGAGAGACUGGCAUUGGCAAUGAAACAACGCCACCAGAACAUGAUGAACCUGAGACAAACACAGAUAGGACAGCGUUGACUCCCACUACCUCCUCAUGCUCAACUAUGUGGCCAGAGUGUGAAAGAGACCUUAUAGCUAAUGCAACUGAACAGGUUUCAGAAGCACUAACACGCUUCUCUUUGGACAUGUACAAGAUUUUGUUACAGCAAGACUCCCAGUCCAACCUUGUUGUUGCUCCAGUUAGCAUUGUUCUAGCUCUCUCACACCUCAUGCUUGGAACUGGAAAAGAGACCAGAGAUGUCAUGCUGAAGACCAUGUAUAAAGGAGUAAAAGACACUCAAUGUGUGCACGAGGCCAUAAUGAGAUUGUUCAAUAAAGACUUAUUUCUAAGUGCUUCUGAAGUGUUCUACAAAAAAGAUUUGUCACUGACUGCUGAGUUCCAUAAUCAGUCCAUGAAAUAUUAUGAAAGUGGUGGACAGGAAUUAUUGAAUGAUCCAAAGACAAGCCUUAAACAAAUUAACACGUGGGUAUCAGAGAAAACAGCUCAGCACAUCCCGGAGUUACUAAAAAAACUUCCUCACGACUUGCAACUACUACUUGUUAAUGUUCUGUACUAUCAAGGUAAAUGGCUGACUUGUUUUGAUCCAACGCUCACUAAGAAGGAAUCCUUUAACCGACCAGGAUUAAGUUCAGUGAAAGUCCCUAUGAUGAACAGCCACAAAUUUCCACUGCAAUCAAUUAGAGACAAGUACCUAAAAGCCCAGGUGGCCCGCUUUCCACUGACAAACAACAUCAGUCUCCUCAUCAUCCUUCCACAUCCAUCAGAAUCUCUGAAGAAAGUUGGGACACGUCUUACUGAAGAAGCUGUGCGUAUACUGAUCAAAGAGCUUCAAGAUAUACCUCCUCGCUCAACAUUUGUAUCCCUUCCACAUCUAAAGCUGGAUUGGAGCAAUGAGCUGGCUGAAGUGCUGAGUAAACUUGAUCUUGAUAACCUCUUCUACGGUCCAGAUCUCUGUGGACUUUCUCCAGAACCUGACCUUGCAGUCAAUGAUGUCUAUCACCGUGCUGUUCUAGAGGUCACAGAAGAGGGUGUCAGUGCGAUUGCCGCGUCCUCUGUGGCUGUUGCUCGUACUGUUAAUGUUUUUGCAGUUAAGAGACCUUUCAUUUUCAUCCUGGCCAGCGACAUAUCAAAGAUUCCCCUCUAUAUAGGCCAUGUUACUGACCCUAGCCAGUAACACUCCAGUGUAAAAACAUCCUCAUACCAUAAAAGAAAACAUUUAUUCAUAGGGAAAAAAGAAAACAUGUAUGGGAUGGUGGGUUGCUGGGAAUAUAUCCAUUUAUGUAGGGAAAUGAUUGACACAAGUACAUUAAAAUAUUGUGGCAUAAUCAAA